AUGGUAAGUAAGCCUAAUGUUUCAGAAACUAAAAGGGCAAUCGACAAAUACCAUAAUGAGGUUACCAGGUUAACUUGUGGUGAUCUCUUCAUGAGAGAGGAUUAUAAUACCUCUAUCAAAAUUGUUCGGGAUAUUCAUACCGACAUUUAUAAGGUAUUUUCAGAAGAAAGCUUGAUAUAUUUUGUGAAUAUGGAUGAUUUUAGUCAAGAUGAUGACACCUACUUGGGAGAUCAAUUGAACUCUAUAUUGGACGAGAUAUGGUCCAAAAUUCAAAAACCUCUAUUUAUUUGGUUCCAAGCUUGGAAGCAAUCUCUGCCAAAAGAAAGAAAAGGUCAGAGGAAAGUUUUUGUAGAGAGGAGGAAACUAUUAUACAGAUUGAAACGUUUAUUUAAAAUUAUGCAUAGAUUUUAUUAUGCUAUUAUCGAGAAAUUCGUAAUCGAUUUUAAUAUAGGUGGGUUAAUUCCAACUCAAAUAAUUCAAGAGCUCAAUAUUGAUGUGUCGUUCAAAAUAGAUAAUCCAACUAAUGUAUUACAGAUUGAUCAAACAAGAUCUGCAAUACUUACAGAGACAAUUUAUCAGUGCAUUUUCUAUAUUGGUAAGAUCCACUAUUGGCAAGUACUGUUAGAAACAAGAGAGAAAAACAUUUCCAUUGGAAAAUUUCACAAAUCAAAACGUUACUUAGAAAUGGCAAGUUUGUUAUUACCAUCUUAUGGGAAGACAUAUUCGCAAAUCUCAUUGCUGUAUUUGAAAUCGAAUAAUGCAUUUAUGGCACUGUAUUAUUCUAUUAGAGGUCUUGGAGCCAGGAUACGACAUAAGCACAGCAUGCUUAUAUUUAAGAGUAUUCUCAGUGAAAGAGUCAUUGAUAAAUCUUUGGAUGACACAGAUGAAAUACGAAGAAUGAAAAUUGAGGAGGCUUUUUUAUUGAUUUUAAAAUAUUAUUUCUAUAAUAAUCAUUCUAAAACAAUAAUUGUAAAUAAAAUUAACCACUUCUUUUUCACAGAUGAUAAAUUAUCUGAAGGACCUAAUAAAGAUGGUACAAUUUUCAAGAUGAUUAUAAUACUUGCAGGUUGUCUCCAUGAACGGAUGCCAAAAGAUGGUACAAGAAUGAAAUCAUUUGAUGUAAGUACGUUAACUGAAAAGCAAAAACGAUAUUUAAAUUGGUCAUUUGAUUUUGCCUCUAAAAUUUUCGGUUCUAUAAUUGUUAGGAAUUGUAAGGAAAAGUUUAGUUCUGAAACAGGCUCAUUAGGUACCUUAAGAUUUAUAAUGUGUUGGAUUAAAUCAAACAAACCUUUAUUACAAUAUACACAUCGAAAUGAAGGUAUUUGUAAGAUUUUGGCAGAAUCUGUUAAUACACUCCACAAUUAUGAUAUAUUUGGGAUAAAUGUAUAUGCUGAGCAUCGUCCCGAACGACCUUAUUUAUUUCCAGAAGAUAUUUUGGUUCGUGAAUUGUCAUAUAUUAGAUAUCGAUUAAGUGAUUUUAAUGAUAAGAAUAUUUUUGAACAUAAAGAUAUUCUUAAUCAACUAUUUGAUGGCCCACGAGAGUCAACAAAGCUCUCAGCUUAUUCAGAAAAUUUAUCAAGAUUAACAGCAAUUAUUUUAAGUAUAAUAAAAUUUCUGACUAAUAAUAAACUUGGAAUAAAAUGGAAUUUGGAGUGUAAAAAAUUUGAAUUUGAUUCAACUACAUUUGAACCAAUUAAAAAAGAGAGAGAAAUUAUUUCAUUAGAUGAAGUAGUUGAUUCAUAUCAAAGAAAAAUUCACGGAAGUAAUGGUAAAAUGAAACAAGUUAUUGAUAUAAACACUUUAAUCAAUGAACUUAGUCCCAGGAGGAAGAAACAGAGAGAACAACGGGUACAAGAUGUCUCUCCGAGAAGGCUAAAGUUCGAAGAUGAAUUGACGCCACAAGUACAGGGGUCAACUGGUGAAAAAAUUAUUCACAACGGCAUAGAUUUAAUACAAGAUCAAUUAUUAUCAAGUGAUGAAGACGAUGCGGGCAAUCUAGUAGUAUCAGUUGAAGAGUCUCUUCUAUCAUCGCUUAUUAAUGACGGGGAUGCACCUUCUCUGGAUGAGCGAGACAAAUAUUUUGAUAUGGAGGCUUCUUCAAUUUUGGAUAUGGACAAUCUGAUUAACGAACUAUAG
This is a messenger RNA of Maudiozyma saulgeensis, 2136 nucleotides long. The record is from the annotation of a GenBank genome assembly. Lineage: Eukaryota; Fungi; Ascomycota; Saccharomycetes; Saccharomycetales; Saccharomycetaceae.